This is a messenger RNA of Drosophila willistoni, 1668 nucleotides long. RefSeq lists its product as uncharacterized. The coding region runs from base 148 to 1668 and encodes 506 amino acids. Gene Ontology annotation, molecular function: G protein-coupled receptor activity. Gene Ontology annotation, biological process: G protein-coupled receptor signaling pathway. The transcript is spliced from 3 exons. The record is from RefSeq and is a predicted model, not a curated record. Lineage: Eukaryota; Metazoa; Arthropoda; Insecta; Diptera; Drosophilidae. Gene Ontology annotation, cellular component: membrane.
GUGAGACGUAGAGAUGAGACAGAGAGCAAAAGAUCCGGCCGUGCGAUUCGUUAUCAUUUGUUUGAUGGCGUACAAAUUAACAUUAUGCGACCGUUAGAGUUUUGUUGGUUAAUCUUAUCACAUGAAUUUGCAAACAAUUAGAUAGACAUGUAUCACACACAGAGCAUUUCGCAGUUAUCCAGUCAUCAGUCCAUCAGUCAACCGUCAUUGGUAGUGGUCGGUGGUAGUCGAGUAGCCUGUCUGACUGUCGCGACAGUCAUGUUUCUAGUGUUCAAUUUCCAACAAUUUCGACAUGGACCUGCGGUGCACAGUGAUGAGUGUAUAUUCCAGAGACAUCCGCCAUCGACGGCCAUCUUCAUACUCUAUGGAUUGGCUGUACCCGUUUUGGCCGCCUUCGGACUCUGUACGAAUUUCAUCAAUGCGGUGGUUUUUAUGCGUCCCAAGAUGACGCCAUCGGCUUUCAGCUAUCUGGCCGCUCUCUCCUGGCUAGAUUGUGUCUCCUGCACGCUGAUCACCUUGACUGCCUUGUCACGUAGUUUUUUCUAUGAUAUACCCUCCUGGAUUGGCUACGAUUAUCAAUGGCAAGUGCCGCUCUUUAGCAUUAGCACAGGAGCAGCUAAUUUGAUAUUGGCCUGUGUUAGUCUGGAUCGAUUUCUCUAUUUGUAUCGCUUCAAGGCCAACAAUGGAGCCCCGAAAUUCUGUCGUCGCAAGGUGGCACGUUAUAUGAUUUUCGUGGUCAUUAUCAUUUCGAUUGCCGUCAAUAUGCCAUAUUUUUUUGUCUUCUAUGUGGAUCCCAUUACGGGAGUGUGCCAUGUCACUGAGUUCUAUUACUCCACAUUCUAUCAGAUACACAAUUGGUUCACCUUUACACUCUUGGCCAUUUGUCCGGCAAUAUUCUUACUGAUUGGCAAUACGGCCAUCAUUUUGGCCUUUCGUCGCUGGACCAAACAGGGCAAGGCUUGCCGUCAGGCCUGCUCCAAUGCCAAUGCCCAAACCACUAACAAACGAUAUCAGCACCAAAUGAAAUUAACGAUUAGCAUUGUGAUUGUGAUAACUCUUUAUAUGAUUGGAGAACUGCCCGCCCACAUGACAUCGAGGAAGAGUUCGCUCAAUUUGCUAUUUGGCGGCGAUGCGGACAAAGUGAAUACCCAGCUGAUGGAGAAAUUGGAAGUGAUUUGCAUCACACUCAAUGCUCUGCAGCUGUCCAUGAAUAUUGUGGUCUAUGCCGUCAUCAAUCCCUCAUUUAUGCCUGAAUUUUUCGUAUGCCUUCGUGGAGCAUCCGAUGUUUGCUUUAGCCUCUGUUGCAUCCCGGCAAUUCGUCGUAGUUGGCAUCGCUGUUGGUCGCGCAGGCGGCAGGAGCCCCGAGCCGAGGAGCGUGUGGUUAGCAGCAUAACUCCACAACCACUCCCCGCCGAUGAGCCACAUCAGUGUGGCUGUGAGAGCUGGAGCAGUGAUUCCGAAUGUCAGAAUGGCAAACAUUGUCGUGCCAUUGUGGGCACAUUUGCAUUUGUCGACGACGAGGAACAGGAGCCGCAGCAGCCCCAUCGGGAUCCCGAGAUAUUCACCACCAAAGCCAGUGGUUGUGUCCAGCUGAAGGAGCCACCAACUGACGAAACAGCUCCGGAUGAGGAUUCCCUAUUUCACUCCAGUUUCAUCAUGAUUAAUUAA